AUGAAGAGCGAGUACUGGUACAGUUUGGCGGGCGGCGCGGUGAUCGGACUCGCGUGCACCGCGUAUCUGUUUCUGCUGGGCCGUGUUGCUGGAAUCAGCGGCAUGAUCGGCCGCGUCGUUUCUGGGCGGAACAUCUGGCCGGACGCUGCGUUUCUGGCCGGCCUGGCUGCCGGGCCCGUUGUUUGGAGCCACGCCACCGGAGACUGGCCCGAGCUGUCGCUGAGCACGCCGUGGUACGUGCUGCUGCCGGCGGGGUUUCUUGUUGGCUACGGCACGCGUCUGGGCAGCGGUUGCACGAGCGGACACGGGGUGAUGGGUCUUGCACGGCUGUCUCCGCGGUCGAUGGUGGCCCGACCCGUGUCGUUACACGCUAAGAUGCGAAUUUUGUCUAUGCCAAUGUCCACUCUCUAUAUGCUGAUCUCCAAAUUUAUCUACCGAAUUGCUACAUUUCGGGCAAUACAACCAAUCUUCAUGUCGCUCAGAAACGCUGCAGCCUUCGUAUGCGGCCUGGCGUUCAGCGUGGGCCUCCUUCUUAGCGGAAUGGCCAACCCCGCCACCGUGCGCGCGUUUCUGGACCUCGCCGGCGACUGGAACCCGUCGCUGGUGUUUGUGCUGGGAGGAGCCGUGACCGUUGCGUUUGCCGGGUUGAGGCUGCAAAAACGGCUUGCGCGGCCUGUGCUGGAGACCUCGUUCCAACUGCCCACCGCACGCCAGAUCGACGCCCCUCUGGUGGCGGGCAGCUGUCUGUUUGGCGUCGGCUGGGGCUUGAGCGGGUUCUGUCCCGGUCCGGCCGUGCUGUCAGUGUUUGUCGGCCAAUGGCCGAGUCUGGUAUUCGUACUCGGCCUUCUACUCGGCGUCGCUACGUAUGAGGGAGGGAAAAGAAAACGCCCGCAAUGA
Messenger RNA from Ogataea angusta, 897 nucleotides. RefSeq lists its product as uncharacterized. The record is from RefSeq and is a predicted model, not a curated record. Bases 1 to 897 code for a protein of 298 amino acids. The transcript has 2 exons. Lineage: Eukaryota; Fungi; Ascomycota; Pichiomycetes; Pichiales; Pichiaceae. Gene Ontology annotation, cellular component: plasma membrane.